Messenger RNA from Pyricularia grisea, 1660 nucleotides. RefSeq lists its product as uncharacterized. The record is from RefSeq and is a predicted model, not a curated record. Gene Ontology annotation, molecular function: uracil DNA N-glycosylase activity. The transcript is spliced from 2 exons. NCBI's taxonomy places the organism in Eukaryota, Fungi, Ascomycota, Sordariomycetes, Magnaporthales, Pyriculariaceae. Gene Ontology annotation, biological process: base-excision repair; base-excision repair, AP site formation via deaminated base removal. The coding region runs from base 228 to 1418 and encodes 396 amino acids. Gene Ontology annotation, cellular component: nucleus; mitochondrion.
UCUAUUAAUCCACCCAAUUGCAAAGCUCAAGGUGUCUACCUAUUGUUACAACUCAUAAAUCAACUCGUUUUUCGCCCUUGUAAACGAAACAAACUGCACAAUCAAGGUUUGAACAAGGAUUCUGGAUACUGCCCGAUCCUUGGCCCCCAAAUACAUCUCCAGACUGUGGAGGCACACAGCAUCUUUGUUACGACAGCACCAGCAGUCCAAAGCUGUUUCCUCACACCAUGUCCACCCUCAAGCGCAAGGCCAAUGGAGCGCUGCUAGCCUCGGAUGCUAAGAAACCCAAGCAGAACGGCAGCAUCACAUCAUUCUUUGGCGCACCCAAGACCACAUCAGCCGGCGGCGCCACCACAUCGAGCAGCUCAAGUUCUACCGCGGCACCAGCAGCCUCAGCACCAGCCCACCCACCGGCUGCCAGUUUCAACAAGCAGAAGUGGGUUGAGAAGCUUACUGAUGAGCAGAGGGAGCUGCUAAAGCUGGAGAUUGACACUUUGGAUGAGAGCUGGCUUGCGUUGCUCAAGGACGAGAUCACUACCAAGGAGUUUCUUGACCUGAAGAGAUUCCUAGACAGGGAAGCGAAUGCAGGCAAGAAAGUGUUUCCACCGAGGGAAGAUGUCUAUUCAUGGUCCCGCCAUACACCCUUCCACACAGUCAAGGUCGUAAUCUUGGGUCAGGAUCCUUACCAUAAUAUCAACCAGGCCCAUGGGCUCGCCUUCUCAGUGCGGCCACCGACCAAGGCACCACCGUCUCUCAAGAACAUGUAUAUCUGCCUCAAGAACGACUACCCAGCCUUCACGCCGCCGCCCAACAACUCGGGCCUGCUGACACCUUGGGCCCAGCGCGGCGUGUUGAUGCUCAACACCUGCCUCACGGUCCGGGCGCACGAGGCCAAUUCGCACGCAAACCGGGGCUGGGAGAAGUUUACGCAAAAGAUUAUCGAGCUCGUGGCGGGCAGACGCAGCAGGGGCGUCGUAUUUAUGGCGUGGGGCAGCCCCGCGGCCAAGAGGGUGAUCAAGGUCGACCAGAAGAAGCACCUAGUACUCAAGGCGGUGCACCCAAGUCCGUUAAGCGCAUCCAGGGGAUUCUUUGAUUGUGGGCACUUCAGGAAAGCCAACGAGUGGUUGGUGCAGAGGUAUGGGGACGGGGAGGAGAUCGACUGGAGCCUGACGGAGGGAGUCAGCCUGUUGCCCAAACCGAAGGUCGAGGUAGCCAAGGCGGCACCGGCUGCAGAUAAGGCCAAGAAAGAUGAGGAGGAGGAGUUCGAUUUUGACGAGGAGGAAGAGCUGGAGGCGCUGGAGGAGCUGCGAAAGAUUGAGGACAACAAGAAGCCUGAGGUUCCAACACCUUUGACUGCGAAGCAAGGCAUUGAGGACAAAGGAGACGAGAAUAAGGAUCCUUCUACGGCUACGGCAUAAUGAUAUCGAGCCUCGAGUACCGAAGCCGGCAGGGGCCUAUGGUCGGAACGGUAUUUACGGGAACCGGCUGAUUUGGCACUGGUUCUCGGUAAUCUUAUUUAUUUUCACGUCACGUUUGUAUGCGAUUUACGGGGAUUGGCGUAGGCAUGGGGUUGUCAAAAUAAAAAGAGUCCGAUAUGCGGCCGCCCCUUUGUGGGAGACUUUGUGAUAUCAGAUCAGAUAUAUGGAAACCCAUAAUUAGA